GCCGGGCGUGCGAAGCCCGCGGCCGCGCGACACAGGGCGGGCGUCCAGCAGGUGACUCCAAGUGUCCACGGAACUCACGAUCUGAGGCUCCCCCGCCCGGAUCAACACCAAGGGACAAAGGACAGCCGGGAGCAGGGAGGUGGCGGAGGGCUUCCACGGUGGGCGAAACCUCGCCGCCUCGGGGUACGCAGGAAGUUUCCAGCAAACACCAGAUGGCGUCACUUGGAUCCUGAGCGUCCGCGAGUGGUUCCCAAGGUCUGACAAUGGCCAAGAACAAAUCAAAAGGGCAGAAGUCCAGGAAUGUAUUUCAUAUAGCCAGUCAAAAAAACUUCAAGGCCAAAAACAAAGCAAAACCAGUUACUACUAAUCUUAAAAAGAUAAACAUUAUGAAUGAUGAAAAAGUUAACAGAGUGAACAGAGCUUUUGUAAAUAUACAGAAGGAACUUGCAAACUUCUCAAAAAGCCUUUCUCUUAAAUCUGUGCAGAAAGAACUGGUUCCUCAGCAGCAGCACCAUGAAAAUGAAUCAGCUAAUGUUGACGAAGCUACAAGGUUAAUGGCACAGUUGUAAUAGUGAUGUAUCAAAUUCCCCCGAAAGAUCAAUAAAUUAAAUAUUUUAUACAACUUUA
Nannospalax galili (Upper Galilee mountains blind mole rat) is the source of this 627-nucleotide messenger RNA. It is a transcript of the gene Rbis, whose product is annotated as ribosomal biogenesis factor. The coding region runs from base 264 to 569 and encodes 101 amino acids. Gene Ontology annotation, cellular component: nucleolus. The transcript has 5 exons. The record is from RefSeq and is a predicted model, not a curated record. Lineage: Eukaryota; Metazoa; Chordata; Mammalia; Rodentia; Spalacidae. Gene Ontology annotation, biological process: ribosome biogenesis.